Molecule: messenger RNA, 1790 nt
Organism: Vitrella brassicaformis
Lineage: Eukaryota; Vitrellaceae
Source: the annotation of a GenBank genome assembly
AUGGCAAGCUACAUCCAUCCAUCAGAAUACGCAUGUCUCUACACAUCAAGGCGUGUAUGCGCCGUCCAUGCAGCCCCACCUCUGCCUGCCUCAUGUGCUAUCGACAACCCUGUCAGUGUAUCGGAGAUUGGCAGAUCUCAGCCCGCGCUGCAGCGCAUUGGUGUAAUUGUGGAUCGCCUGUACGCCAUGCACAAACAUCUCAGCUAGCAGUGCAAACCGCAUACGUAUGUCUGGUUGCUCACCCCGACAAUCUCAUCGUCGCUCUGUUCCCUCGCUUGAGCCUCCAACACCAAACCUGAACAAGUCAAAUAUCCCGACAGCGCAGCGCUUUCUCUGCGGUGGGCGGGCGGGUGGGUCCGUGUCGUACUCUGUUUGAUCUUGGAUAUCUCUUCCAGCACAAAGCCCCGAAACUGCUCUGUCUCGGUGUCGUCAGACCUGCAUAAGGCGAAGAUGUUCCGCAGCCGCAUUGACAUGCUGAUGCAUGUAGGCAGCGAACAUCGACCCUCACCUCAUGAGGCCCUCCAGCUCCUUUCUCAGCAGCUUCAGGUGCUCAUUCACCACUGCCAUCGCGCCGUCCAGCUGACAUCAAUGAAAUGCAAAGAGACAUGUUCCGUUGUUCCCCACGGACACUCUUUUGCCGCCUCAUCUCGCCACUCACAGAUACCUGUUUCUUGAAUGAGGUUUCGACUUCCUCUACCUUUUUGUCAAUGACCUGGCUGCGGUCGUGCCGGUGGGUGCUCUCCGCAUCCAUGUGCUGACGUAGACGCACCACGGCCGCCUGCAGCGCUGCAGCAUCCUUCUGCAAACGCACAAGGGAGGAAGGAAGCAGCAAGGGCGAUAGCUACACACACAUGCCUGCAGGUAUGUAGGCAAGCAGUCCCACCUUCACGCGCUGAGGUAUGUCGACUUGCAUGGCCUUGAGCUCACUCGCCAGCACGGUGCAUCGGUUCUCCAGGUUCUCAACGGCUGACUGAUACACACACGCACAAACAGAACGAGACAUGGAUGAACUCUCUUCUUCUGGCCUCUCCUGCCUUGGUUUGUGUGUGAGGCACUUUUGUGAGCUGCAUCUUCUCUCCUAUGUAGUCUUGGAGGUCUCUGAGUAGCUUGUCGGUCAUUUGUUCAGUGUCGCUUUUGAGGAUCUUGUUGACUUCCACCCGCCGCCUCACCUCGCUGUGCAAGGUCCGCUCCAGCCGCUCCAAGUCCUCACGAAGACCCUGCAUGGCACACCACGCCGCACACACGUGUAUGUGUGUGUCCAAUCUAUCCCCCCACCUGCAGUCGGGUCUCCUCCUUGACCUUCCUCCUUCUGGUCUCCUCCCCCAUCUCUUUGUCGAAGUUGGUGAGUCUCUCGCCCGCAUUACACAGCUUCAGCCGCAGCCUUGCCGUCGGCUCCACAUCAUCGCGGGCCUCAUCCACCCCACCACUGGUAGCCCCCGCUUUAUCGCCUCCAACGGACUCGUGUGCCGCCUUUGGCGUGCCGUUUGCCGGUUCUGGCUGUCUGUGUAUCCUCCCGUUGUCCUCUGCUCUUUUCGCCGGGUGGAGCUCGGCCUCUCCGUAUUCGGUCGGGGGGGCGGUGGCCUCGACGGGCUGGGACUGAGUCAGGAAGGCCCCUGCAGGGGGCUCUGCAACAGAGCAGACAGCACAAGAAACCACAGCAGACCGAUGUUGGUGGUGUGCGGGUGCAAUACACUGCAUCCAUUCAUCACCUGAAGGAGGGGCUUGAGCGGGCUGCAGCUCGCCAGGCGCUUCAGAAGGCUCCUCAGACGCCAUCGCUCGGCGCAGUCUUG